Molecule: messenger RNA, 3066 nt
Organism: Mollisia scopiformis
Lineage: Eukaryota; Fungi; Ascomycota; Leotiomycetes; Helotiales; Mollisiaceae
Exons: 12
Coding region: 443-2782 (779 amino acids)
Biological process (GO): regulation of DNA-templated transcription; DNA-templated transcription
Molecular function (GO): DNA binding; DNA-binding transcription factor activity, RNA polymerase II-specific; zinc ion binding
Source: RefSeq, a predicted model, not a curated record
UUUCUGUCAUCUUUAGCUUGAUAACGAACUGCUACCCAGCUCUCUUCGUCACUAGAGAAUUAUUCGGUAACAUCUUCAAUGGCCUCCAUAACCCUACAGCAGGAUCACGAUAUAUGAGGUCUUCCCUUAGUCAGUGGCAAGCCCGUCAUCACCGAGUGCCAUUGAUCGACCUUGUCGCAAUCAAGUGGCACAACUUCCAUGCAUCCAAACUGCUGCCCAAGUGAGCGGCCCUGAAAGCACUAAGACUAGUAGCUCGGUAUUUACUUGGGUUCCUAUCCCAGUCACGUGAGAUGCUCCGUCUAUUAGUAUUUCCUUAGCCCGAACUCUAUUUCGUCAAUGUACGUAGUCUCAAGUUUGUGAAACUUUACAACUUCAUUCCUACUUUACAGUUAAGAUUGCCCAAUUUUGUUGUGUACUUUCCGCUGCCAGAAAUAGCGUUUCAAUGGCUUCUCGCCAAUCUCGUUCAGGUCGUCAAGGCCCGGCUUGCCGUGCUUGCAGGCUAAGGAGACUGGCCUGUGACAAGGCGAGACCUUCAUGUGCUCGUUGCAGAGAAACGUCAAGAACAUGUUCUUAUGACCCAGACCGCCGACAGACUAGGACCGAGUACACUUUCGUCGACGAGACGCCUCAGAGCAUUUCCGGCCAUGCUGAGGCAGGUCCAUCAUCUCGGGUUCGAACCAGCUCAUCAAGAGGCUCAACAGAGCCGACUGUAGAACUUUCUUCGUCUAGACUAGCAGAGAUCGAGAGUAGACUUGAAGCUUUGACAGCAGCAGUCAGAUCGACAAGAUCAGAUGAGGUGCCCAUCAGCGGAUUAUCAGGGCUGAGCGCGCACCAAUCUAUGCCUAGCAUUGAGCCAUUAAAUGAGACUCAAUCUGUUGACGCUGUGGUAUCAAGCAUGGGUCGACUAAGCUUCCUUGGCAAUGGUCGUGCUAGAUUCGUCACUGGUUCUUUCUGGGCCAACAUAUGCGAUGAAGCUACGGCUAUCGACGAAAUGCUGAGAGAGCAAACUCGGUAUACUGGAGCUGCCAAAUUAGACGAUAAGCAUCUUUACACCUCGCUCGGCGACAACGAGUCAGGAAACUCAGAUUUCGUACAAACUGCUCCUGCAAGCUUGCAUGAUAUGUACCCUUACGGAGACAUACUGUCUGCAAUUGAUGAUUGGCACAGUGGGCCACCUUCCUCGCGUUAUCAAAGAGCCAUGCCAGAUAUAAUCGCAGAGUUGCCUCCCAAAUCACUUUGUGAUCGUCUAUUUGAGUCAUUUGUCCUCUUCUGUCAUCCAGUAGCACCAUUAGUUCACGUUCCUACUACUCGAACGGACUAUGAGUUAUUCUGGGAAGCAAGCACAGGAAGUAAGAGCGCUAGGACGGCAUUAUGCACCCCUCUGAUCACGGCAAUCUUGUUCGCUGGAGCCAAUGCUUGCGAGGAGUCUGUUAUCACUAGCAUCUCGGGCCGCCGUAAAGGCGAGGUGAUCGCUGAUCUGCAUCUCUUGACUGCCAAAACGCUGCGUUAUGCCAACUUCCCUAGAACUCCCACAAUCGAAUCCUUCAUCGCCUAUAUUACUAUCCAGAACACUUGUAUGAGAGAGGAACAGCCUUUAACCUGCUGCUCAUACGCAGGAACUGCGGUUCGUGUUGCACAGAUGCUUGGGUGCAACCGCGAUCCAUCCUCCCAUCCACUUCUAACGCCGAUUGUUGCCGAAGUCCGGCGGCGAGUAGUCUGGCAGGUAUUUUAUCUUGACACUUUGGUAGCAUUAGCAGCCGGACUUCCGCCUCUGAUCGAUACCGAAUCAUGGUCAAUACGCCUAGUGAGCGAGUUGAAAGACGAGUUUAUUGGUACAGCUGAAGGCGCAGCUUAUGAGGAACUUGUCAGAACGGGAGAACGAGCACUAGACCAAGCUAUCGAAAACUCUUUCGUACCUGCCUCGGGAAUUUUUGUUGCAGGGAAAUAUCAUCAAGCUGUUGUGACACGAGCAGUCAUGACGAAGCUCAACGGACAGCAGCCCUUGACGGAUAAGGUUCUCGUUGAUAUUCAGAACGAACUCGAGGCUUUGAAUACGAACAUAUCGUCCCGCCGGGAACGACUUGAGCAUUCUCAUAGCCAAGUACCGCAAGAUCCCAGUGACAUAUUUGCCAAGUGGGCGGGGCUGCUCCUCUCAGGUCUAGCAGAUAGGAAUUGGAGCUACCUGUACUACCCACUGUCGCAUGUAUCGGACGGGUCCAAAUGGCAAGAAACACUCGACCAAGUACUGCAACAUAGCCGUAGCUACGUCGAGAAGAUGGUAGCACUAACAUGCUUGAAAGAGUUCGGACCACUUCAGUGGUCGUGGCCUGGGAUCCAUCAACCUCUCCACGCCGUAAUGGUACUGGUCCGUCACGUGAACAGAUUCCCCCAUUCACCUCACUGCGAAGCCAACAGACAGGCAGUCGACGAAGCACUCGCACUUUGCGGCCCCGAUGGAGGAAUGACCGGUGUCCACGAAGGACGAGUGAAUCGUCGUCCAUUGAGAGAAGGCGGAGAAGCAGCCUGGGAUUUGAUACGUCGUCUGAGAGCACAGGCCUGGCUCAAGGCUGGCGUAGAUCCCGAUGUUCUGUUGACAAGAGAUGAAACCGCGGAAAGGAUGAAGAUGCGUCUAGCGGAUCAGGACAUUACUGGACAAUGGGCAGCAGAGCCUCAGUUUGAUUUUCAGAACCAGUUGGGGCUAUUGACUGAGGAGGAGCUUCUGGGUGCUAUUGAUCCAUCGAUACCGCUCGACGCGGAUAUGGAUUGGGCGCAAUGGGAGUGAAAUUGUCUUAAUGGAUUCAGACUUUUCCGAAUGGAUCCUCCUUGUUCCGCAAUUGCAUUUGUAAGUGUGGUGAUCAUAUCGUUGUUCACUUGGGUGUUCAGUAAUUUUGGCCACCGCUUGGGGUCGAAGGGAUGGUUGAUUCCAGAGGUCAGAAGAAAUAUCCUUAUGGACAUGAUAAGUAACUUGGGGGGUUGCGUAGGACUAGAUUGAAGAGACAGCAUAAGCAAGAGACGGCUGGCCGCAAGGCCGAGAAGGUCAAACGAAUCAAGAUUGGGAAUUCGCUU